Molecule: messenger RNA, 1413 nt
Organism: Onychomys torridus (southern grasshopper mouse)
Lineage: Eukaryota; Metazoa; Chordata; Mammalia; Rodentia; Cricetidae
Product: translation initiation factor IF-2-like
Exons: 2
Coding region: 472-1017 (181 amino acids)
Source: RefSeq, a predicted model, not a curated record
UCCUAGCACUGGGGAGACUGAGUAGGGAAGAUUGUCACCAGCUGGAGGCACCCUGUACUACAGAGUGAGGCCCUGUCUCAACGACAAGAAGCCAGUCCAGUUCCAUCUAUCCUACCCUUUCCCUAAGUUAACCGCUCCUGUGACAUGGUAUGAGAAGACCAGAGCCAGAAAGGAGAAGAAAAAAAAAUAGAAAGGAAUUUCUUUAACCACGAGCCCAGCAUUCUCAAUUCAAGUUAAGGAGACAAAGGCCUAGAGGAGUGAGCACAGGCUGCCGAAGAGGUGAGCGCUGAGACAGCCCUCAAACCAAUUUUCAGUGUCUUCACAUCCCCUGAAUUAAAGACAGCUGGAAGAAGAGGAAGCAGCUAAUAGUGCGCACCUACAGCUCUGUAAAUACACCUGUCCCCAAGGAGAGGAGGCCCCGCUGGUUUCAACCUGUAGCUGCAAGCUCGGGACAGAAAUCUACGGCAGAACAUGGCACCCGGACCAAAACCCACUGGUCGGAGAGAGGCCGCAAGUCCUGCGUGUGUCCCGCAGCCGAGCUCCAAAGCAACGGGCGGAACCCAGGGUUUUAACCCGCGCCAUCACUCCAACUCAGAAAACGAGUCCCUCCGCUGGCACGAAGCAGGGAAAUAUGUGGGCACAGCCACAAACAAUUCAACAAGCUUCGCAGAAGUUUCUACGCGGAGACGCAGAGAGCCAGGCUCUGAGCCCGACGCAGAAGGACCCGGAGAGCAAGCGGGCGGAGGGGAGGGCAGCCGGGAGGCAGGUCGGCAUCCGCCCGCGCCAACGGCCGCGGAGGAAACCGAGCCCGCGACCGAGCCGCUCAAGCCCCGCCCCGGGCAGGGCGCUGUCUCCCCCGACGCCCUCCCCGCCUGCCGGCGCGCCCUACCCGAGCAGGCGCCGACUCCGCCAUGGCCGCAGUCGCCCCACAACACCGACUGGCGGGAGAGUGCUCGGGCUGGGUGCCACUCCGCCAACCGCCCGGACUUCGGGAAGCCGCCACCGCCGCGGUGUUGAUACAAGGUGCAUUCUGGGAACGUGCCCCCUCCCCGUGCCAAGAAGAGCUGCCCCCGCUCCUCCCGCCGCGCGGCGUUGCUACUGCGCCACGGUGCUCCGGGAAGGUGAACUGCAGCUUGCCACUCCAGCCAUUGAGUGUGGGGUAUAAACGCAAAAUCAAGAGCGUUAUUUGAGUUUAAGGUUCUACAGAGCUACACCACAGUGGGGCCCUAGCUUGCUGAUGGUCAUCUGUGGGACAGUUUGAGUAUUCGGGUCGUCCGUGGCCUGGGCUAUGCCUCACCAUCUAACUGUAUAUCCUACAAGUUUGUACCUCUCUGCUCUGGCCACAUCGAUCUCCUUCUUCCUUACAGUCCCUUCUCCCUGCCUUCCUUUCUGUUUGCCCCAUGCAGCUCAUCC